Anas platyrhynchos (mallard) is the source of this 1727-nucleotide messenger RNA. RefSeq names its product D-aminoacyl-tRNA deacylase 1 (gene DTD1). Gene Ontology annotation, cellular component: cytoplasm. NCBI's taxonomy places the organism in Eukaryota, Metazoa, Chordata, Aves, Anseriformes, Anatidae. The record is from RefSeq and is a predicted model, not a curated record. Gene Ontology annotation, molecular function: D-tyrosyl-tRNA(Tyr) deacylase activity. Gene Ontology annotation, biological process: tRNA metabolic process.
GCUUCCCAGCCCUCCCCCCUGUCUUGUAGGGGACUUUUAUACACACAGCUGCCCCACCCCAAAUUCCACAGGGGCUUUUAUACCACAUUGCCCUCAACUUACAGACACACUUUAACUACUGGCCCCCCUGUUCCUACACCUACCACCUCCUCAAGAAGCCUUCAAGAAGUUGCCUUCAGGAAGUUUCCUGGGCACCUACGGACACCGUAUUCCUACAGAGGGAGUUCCUCCAGAAGGCUGCUGGUACCUCCCAGCAGCUUCCUCGCCUAAAACCCUAAAACCCAGGGUUUGGGGGCUUCCCUUAGGGGUCUUCCCUCUCGGCACCACCCUCGGCGCCCCUCCAGGGCUGCCGCAGCACCUCCGCCCCGCCAGGGGACGCUGCCAGCCCCCCCCCGGGCCUCCCCUGCCCAGCUCCGCCGCCGCCGCCGCAGCCUCCCCGAUCCGGGCCUCCGCUGCGCCACCAUGAAGGCCAUCGUCCAGCGGGUGGCACAGGCCAGUGUCACAGUGGGUGGUGAGCAAAUAAGUUCAAUAGGACGAGGCCUCUGUGUGCUGCUGGGUAUUUCGUUGGAAGAUACACAAAGAGAACUGGAGCACAUGGUUCGAAAGAUCUUAAACUUGCGAGUGUUUGAAGAUGAAAGUGGGAAACACUGGUCCAAAAGUGUGAUGGAUAAACAGUACGAAGUGUUGUGUGUGAGCCAGUUUACUCUCCAGUGCAUCCUGAAAGGAAACAAACCCGACUACCACAUGGCAAUGCCCACAGAGCAGGCGGAGAGUUUUUAUAAUAACUUCCUAGAGCAGCUAAGAAAAGCCUACAAACCAGAGCUUAUUAAAGAUGGCAAGUUUGGUGCCUACAUGCAGGUACACAUCCAGAACGACGGUCCUGUAACAAUAGAGCUGGAGUCCCCGGCUGCAGCUGUCGACCCUAAACAGCUGACAAAACUUGAAAAGCAACAGCAAAGAAAAGAGAAGACCAGAACCAAGGUACCCUCUGAAUCAAGUAGAGAAAGAAAUGCCCCCCGUAACAAGGAUGACCCCAGCGCAAGCAGUGGAGCAGAAGGAGACGUGUCUUCGGAAAGAGAGCCUUAGCUCCUCCAAAGCAGGCCUCAGAGUUUCUCAUACAAAAGCUACACUGGAUUCUUGAGGAGAGACCUUACAGACAUUCACCUCAGCACCACUCUUCGAGGACUUUGGAUAGGAAUGGAAAAUGGAAAAACAGAACCAAGACAAUAGAAACCUAUAUCAUUCUGUAUCGAAACAACCAAAGCAAUGCUAUCAGAUUCAGUUGUUAAUGUGUAGUAUCAGUAGUAAAAGGACUUGUAACAUUUUUGUGUAUGUGUUUUCACAUGACUGCUGAAUAAAGGAUGACUGUAGGCAGAUUGUAGCAGAACAUUCACUGUCAGUACAUAAAUGCCAUUUCAAAAAUAAAUCAGGGUUUUUCCUUAAACUUACACUUGAAUUCUGAAAGUUAUCCAAGCAAGCUUGUACUUUGAUUCUCAUUCUCUGAUGUCAUGUGCUACCUGUUUCCAUGGCAGCCUGUAGGUCUGUGUGUAUUUUGGUAUAUUGUUCAGCUGCUCUGUAACACCAAGUUAGGCAGUCUAGUCUUUCUGCAUGGGUUAAGUUAUUAAAAGGAAAGAUCAGCCACUAGUUGUUUAUCAUGUGAAACACAUCUGUCUUGUAAACUUUUUUAAAACCAGAAAAGACUUUAUUAAACAAAUGAUGCUAGCUGA